CAGUUACUGCACUGUUGCACACUUCAACGCUGUCGCGGAUGCGGAGGUUGGAACAACGGGCUACACUGAGAAUGCCUAGCGACCUGGACAACCAGAUAGCGCAGCUUAUCCGAUGCGAACCCAUAUCAGAAGAGCAAGUCAAGCAGCUAUGCCUCAAGGCCCGGGAAAUACUCAUAGAGGAGGGGAAUGUGCAAAUAGUCGAUUCGCCUGUCACGAUAUGCGGUGACAUACACGGCCAGUUUUGGGAUAUGAUGGAGCUUUUUAAAGUCGGUGGCUUCUGUCCAGAAACGAAUUAUCUCUUCAUGGGCGAUUUCGUUGACCGAGGUUAUUACUCCGUUGAAACGUUUCUUUUGCUCCUGGCAUAUAAAGUCCGUUAUCCGGACCGCAUUACGCUCAUCCGAGGAAACCAUGAAUCUCGCCAGAUCACACAAGUGUAUGGGUUCUAUGACGAGUGUCAACGGAAGUACGGCUCUGCGAAUGUAUGGAGAUAUUGUUGUGAGGUAUUCGACUACCUGGCUCUUGGCGCUAUAGUUGAUGGGAGUGUCUUUUGCAUUCAUGGUGGGUUAAGUCCCAAUUUACAAGGCAUAGAUCAAAUUCGGGCCAUUGACCGGAAACAAGAAGUGCCGCAUGAUGGGCUGAUGUGCGAUCUCCUGUGGUCCGAUCCGGACGACAUCCAGGGUUGGGGACUCUCGCCCCGUGGUGCUGGAUUUCUUUUUGGCGGAGACGUUACAAAAGCUUUUGCGCAUAACAACGCAAUAGAUCUUAUCGCACGAGCACAUCAACUUGCCAUGGAAGGCUACAAGCUCAUGUUCGAUAACAUUAUUGUCACGGUAUGGAGCGCACCGAAUUAUUGUUACAGAUGCGGGAACGUCGCAUCCAUACUCGAACUCGAUGAAUAUCUGGCACAAGAAUACAAAGUAUUCCAACACGCACCUUCGGAUGUACGUUCGAUACCUGCAAAAAGGCCACCAGCCGAAUAUUUUCUGUGAUUUUGUCGUCUUCUUUCCGUCCCAUCUCUUUCGCAAUGCUAUCUGUCAACUGUUGACCGCUGUCAUCUGUAGCCUUAAUAAAUCUAUCCAUUUCUUCGC
Fomitiporia mediterranea MF3/22 is the source of this 1088-nucleotide messenger RNA. RefSeq names its product serine/threonine specific protein phosphatase. The record is from RefSeq and is a predicted model, not a curated record. Bases 72 to 989 code for a protein of 305 amino acids. The transcript has 6 exons. Lineage: Eukaryota; Fungi; Basidiomycota; Agaricomycetes; Hymenochaetales; Hymenochaetaceae. Gene Ontology annotation, molecular function: protein serine/threonine phosphatase activity. Gene Ontology annotation, biological process: peptidyl-serine dephosphorylation; double-strand break repair via homologous recombination. Gene Ontology annotation, cellular component: cytoplasm; nucleus.